UUCUUUUCCUUCACAUAAUAAUAUUUAUAUCUAUUUAUUCGCCAUAAAGAGUUGACUACGACGGCUACGAAACAAUAUUUGUACUCUUCAACGUUGGUGAAUUGAAUGAGUAGAAAUCCAAACAAAAUGGCGGAAAUUGUCUAAAGCUCGGAAGUUGCAAGAAAGUUCUAUUGAAAUUAAAUGAAAUUACGAGUGCAGUGAAAGAGAACCAUGACGGACCAUGUGGAGCCCCAUGAGGCUCUCAUGGCGUGGGCCCGAGAUGAGAUGAAGUUCUACGCGUCUACCUCCAGUGGUACCCGCACUCUACCUGUGGAACAGGACUUCAAGGAGUUGUUCAAAGGGCCCCUCUCUGACAUGUGGUUGUAUGUUCUGAAACACGUACGGUCAGUUCAAGAGAUGUUCGAAUCACGUGCGAAGAUAUCGGCAAGUUCCUGAUGGAAGCCCUCAAUGGAGAGUUACCAGACAGGAGUUCUCUAGAAACUGCAAAGUCCAAUCUGAGCCAGCGGGUGGAGAGUCGAGUGUCCCCGCACUGCGCCGGCACGCUGGUCUCUGCUCUGACCAGCAACACGCUCUCGGCCGCUCAUCGCAUGAGAGAAGACACCAUCAGCCUCAACAUCGCCAAAGAUGUGCAAGAUCUCAGUUUCUCCUACGGCUCCAAAGGUCUCAAGGACUUGUCUGAUCCUCCCACAGUGCAGAAAUCUGUCAGCCAGUUGUUGCAGGCCAGCAACAUGGAGCAUAUUAUGCGGUUUUACAAAGAGCAAGAGCACAAGAACGAGUCGUGGAAACUGGAGGCCCAACUGGAUGAGAUUGUGUCGGAGAUUCACAAACACAUCAACCGAGCGUUUGGGGGACACCCCGACGGUGUGGCUCUGGCCAGAGAAUAUGUGGACUCACUGAUAUCUCUGGCGGCCGAGCGCUCUGUGAUGCCCUGCCUGAAGGGAGAGCUGGACGACUUGACCGCGCGCAGACACAAAGCCAAGCGGGACAAGGAGGAGCUGAGGGAAAAGUUUGCUCGGAUUCAGAACUUCAGAGCUCUUGUUGAAAAGAAGCAGUCUGUGAUUGGUGUCCUGGCUAAACAGAACAGUGGGGCACCGGACAGACUCAGGGAUCAGAGACAACAGGUGCUGAAGUACAUCACGGAGCGCUCCAUGGCUAGUCACGUGACGGAAGUCCGUACGUUGUCCGACGGCCUCAGGAACAGUUUGAGCGCGGAGGUGGAGAAGUUCUCCCAGCUUUUGUUGCCAUGUCUUCUAGCUGUCAAUUUGGACAGCACGACGCGCCGGUGUGUCCUUGACCUCUCCCUGGCUCCGUCCCUGCACCCGGUCUCCUUUGAGAAGUCACAGUUUCACUGCGGCGUUUGCUCCACUCUUGGCUUUCCUGUUUUCAAGUCCGUGGACUGCCUGCCAGACCACGUGCUACACAUGCAGCGUCAGAUCCAGAGACUUCACUUUCACCAGCGGAGGAGUCAGAGCUUUGUGGAGGCGGCACGGGAGGCUGCAGGGGCCGGGGACGACGUCGAUGCCAUUCUAGGUGGGAGCAGCCGGCUCAGCUGUUGACCCCGUGGGUGGUCACGGAAGGCUUGACCUUUGACCAGUGGAUGCGGAGGUGGCGCACGGCCGUCACACAAGUGCACAAGAAAAUGAUACAAAAUCAGAAGCUGCAAAAAAGCAAGCAGUAGUCAAAUCCUGGUUCUCUUGUGUAGAAUAAAGACUAAUGUCUCUGGUGUCUGGCACUGAGGAACCGUCUCCCUGGAAGACUUUUUUUUUUUUUUUUAACAAAAUAGGAAAAAAAAACCCUGCUUAUUUAAACUAUUAAAGACCAUUUCAACUCAAAUUUCCCAUU
Aplysia californica (California sea hare) is the source of this 1842-nucleotide messenger RNA. Its product is annotated as HAUS augmin-like complex subunit 5. Lineage: Eukaryota; Metazoa; Mollusca; Gastropoda; Aplysiida; Aplysiidae. Gene Ontology annotation, biological process: centrosome cycle; spindle assembly. Gene Ontology annotation, cellular component: HAUS complex; centrosome. The record is from RefSeq and is a predicted model, not a curated record.